UCACGGCUAAACAUUUGCACGUAUGAAUAUAUGUGUAUCUAUGUGUUCGUAACAAGUGUCAAGGGUCUUUGAUCGAGACAAGCGUAGUAUGUAUUGCGUGCAGUAUAAGUAUCGAAGAAUCGUCGAAGGUUGAAGGGACCAAAGAAUGGUCAGAAAAGACAGUAGAGUGGGGAACAUGGUUGAUGAUGGUGGGGAUCGCGGGGUAAGAAGUGGGGUAGAGCGGGACUAUGAGUCGGUAGUGGCGGCAGUUGCGUCUCGAACAGCGCGCGUGUUGUUUCGUUCCGUCCUAUACGUAUUAUCCUCUCGUGAUAGCUAUCGAAGCUUUUACGUGCCGACAAAAUUUGUUUCUUUUUUUUCAUUUUGUGUCGCGACUCGCGCCCACGCGGUAUCACAAGGGAAACCGUAGUUACGUGGGACGUCCUAUAAAGCAGGACAGUGAAUUCGGUGGUGUUUUUCAGUGUUACUUUUCUGUGUUUAACGUUAGUUUAUGUUAAAAGACGUAGAUAUUAGUUCUUCUCGCGUAGGUUUUACGAAGAUUCUUUGCUAAACACCCAUUGGGAUUUUUUUGUGACUUACUUCUUCACAUCGAGGGUUGUUGAUACUGGGCGAAUACGCUUCGCACCGAUCCAGACUAUAUUUCUGGAAUGACGAUCGGUGCGGCGAUGACGAGGAUUGAAAGCUACCGCUGAUUCAUAGGAUACCCUGCAGGGCCACUCGCUACCAAAAUGAGCACAUCGCUGCGAAUUUUGGCGCUAAUCAGCUUAGCUGCGCAGAACGUGGCUUGGCCGCAAGAUCCGGUUCCUAGGCUGCAUGUCAAACAUCGCGAGGUGAUUGGCCAGCGGUUCCUGGGAAACGAGAGCCACGUGGAGCACUUCAAGCUCCUGGAGCGCGCGACCACUUCCAUCCUGAUUGGCGCCAGGAACGCCAUUUACAACAUAAGUCUGCACGACCUGACGGAGAUCGUCGACCAGAGGUUGCAGUGGUCCAGCAGCGGGGCGCAUCGCGAACUUUGUUAUCUGAAAGGACGUAGUGAGGACGAGUGUCAAAAUUAUGUACGAGUAUUCGGCAGACAAGGACCUGAUCAAUUUCUUGUUUGUGGAACGAAUGCAUACAAACCAGCAUGCAGACAAUUCACUAUUAAGGAUGGCGCGUACGCGAAGGAAAGCGAUAUGGAUGGGCUGGGACUCUGCCCUUACGAUCCAAGGCACAACAGCACUGCGGUAUUCGUCGGUGGAGGGUGGCGCGCGUUACAAGGCCAGCUCGCGUGACUGAAUCGCAUGUUAAGCGACCUACUCCAGAAAAAGAAAAGAUACCGAGCCCGGUGUAA
Apis laboriosa (Himalayan honeybee) is the source of this 1327-nucleotide messenger RNA. RefSeq names its product semaphorin-1A-like. Bases 726 to 1268 code for a protein of 180 amino acids. The transcript is spliced from 7 exons. Gene Ontology annotation, molecular function: semaphorin receptor binding; chemorepellent activity. Gene Ontology annotation, biological process: positive regulation of cell migration; negative regulation of axon extension involved in axon guidance; semaphorin-plexin signaling pathway. The record is from RefSeq and is a predicted model, not a curated record. NCBI's taxonomy places the organism in Eukaryota, Metazoa, Arthropoda, Insecta, Hymenoptera, Apidae.